UGUUCAUCUGUGCUGCAGCAACGUGCAUCAAUUCCUCUUUGACCCCAGAGUUAAUCUGCAUUCAGAUUUAGAUUGACGCUCCAAUAUAUUUCUCAGUUGCUGGAUUUUAGGCUAUUCCGUUGCUGCUGUAUUUAUGUAGUUGUUACUGUUAUUUCUUAGUCGGGGAAGCUUGAUUAGAUUCAAUCGGUUUUGUGGCCGUUUUGUUCAACACCGCAGAGGGUGUACAUUUUCCGAACCGAACGCUAACACAAACCGUUUAUCCUAUGCUUAUGUGCGUGAUGUACCACAGUGAGGAUAGACAGUAGUCCAUAUGCAAUAAAGACGGAAAGAAGAUGGUGAUCAUUGCUCCUCCAAAUUUAGCAUCUAAAUGCUCGAAAGCGAUGGCGAAGCCUUCCUUCUCUCUAAAGCUAUUUCUUUGGGUGUUUUUACUGGCUAAUCUUCCUACAAGCUCCCUCCAGACGGAAAAUGACGAUGAUGUGACAAACAAAACGUGGGUGUUGACUCCCAAAGUGUACGAGAGCGAUGUCACCAACAUCCUAAACAGCCUACUAGAUGGCUACGAUAACAAACUGCGACCAGAUAUAGGAGUAAAGCCAACCGUGAUUCAAACUGACAUGUUUGUCAACAGUAUUGGCCCAGUGAAUGCUAUCAAUAUGGAGUACACCAUCGACAUAUUUUUUGCCCAGACGUGGUAUGACCGGAGGUUAAAGUUCAACAGUACCAUGAAGGUCUUGCGUCUCAACAGCAACAUGGUGGGCAAGAUCUGGAUCCCUGACACCUUCUUCCGCAACUCCAAGAAGGCCGACGCCCACUGGAUCACCACACCCAAUCGUAUGCUCCGGAUCUGGAACGACGGACGUAUACUCUACACAUUGCGGUUGACUAUUGAUGCCGAGUGCCAGCUUAAACUGAACAACUUCCCAAUGGAUGAGCACUCUUGUCCACUGGAGUUUUCAAGCUAUGGCUACCCCAGAGAGGAGAUAGUGUACAAGUGGAAGAGGAGCUCCGUGGAGGUGGGAGACAUCCGCUCCUGGAGGCUCUACCAGUUCUCCUUCGUUGGCCUGAGGAAUACCAGCGAGAUCGUCAGGACUGUGUCAGGAGAUUACGUUGUGCUGACAGUCUUCUUCGACUUGAGCAGAAGGAUGGGUUACUUCACCAUUCAGACCUACAUCCCCUGCACUCUCAUUGUUGUCCUCUCCUGGGUCUCCUUCUGGAUCAACAAGGAUGCUGUGCCUGCUAGAACAUCCUUAGGCAUCACCACUGUGCUGACCAUGACUACACUGAGUACCAUAGCCAGGAAGUCGCUGCCUAAGGUGUCCUACGUGACGGCCAUGGACCUCUUUGUUUCCGUAUGCUUCAUCUUCGUCUUUGCCGCGCUGAUAGAAUACGGAACACUGCACUACUUUGUAAGCAACAGGAAGCCAAGCACAAAAAAGGACAAGAAGAAAAAAAACCCGCUCCUCCGGCUCUUUUCCUCAAAGCAGACCCCUACGGUGGACAUACGCCCUCGCUCAGCCACCGCCAUCCAGAUGAACAACGCCACCCAUAUGCAGGAGCGGGAUGAGGAGUAUGGCUACGAGUGCCUGGACGGCAAGGACUGCACCAGCUUCUUCUGCUGUUUCGAGGACUGCCGCUCCGGGGCCUGGCGGCAUGGGCGGUUGCACAUCCGUGUCGCCAAGAUAGACUCGUACGCUCGCAUCGGUUUCCCCACCGCUUUCGGUCUCUUUAACCUGGUUUACUGGAUCUCCUAUCUCUAUCUCUAGAUCCAGCGUGUAGCCAGACUUAGAAUAUAUGUUCUGCUCCAACAAGACCAUUUUUAAGAAGGGACCCACUGAAAUGUUUUCCUUUUAUUUUUGUUUCUCUUUUAUUUCGUUGUUUGAUCAUUCAUAUUUUUUAAAGCAAAAGUUGUAGCAAACCCAUUAGGCAUGCAGGGAUGUGGAGUCUGAUAGUGGAACAUCGACUGUGCUUUGUGUAAGCAAGAACCUAAGCUCACCAUAGUGAUUCUGCAUGACUAUGUUUCCCAGAUUCCCCUUGGUCAGGUAUUGGUUUAUGUAGAAGUUAUUCAAUAUCAAGGCCGCUUCAAUGUUUUAUUUGUAACUGCCCUUAGUCAGCAUAUUAGAUCACAGUGAAAAGGGCAGAUUCCUGUUUUUUUGUAUUAACAAGUUACGCAUGCGCUACAGAAGACAAAUGUCAGAUAUGACGUCAGCUUAUUUUCCCAUGUUUUUAUUUAUUGCUAUAUUCAUCCGUCCAAAAUACAAAAAGCACUUUAAUAGUUAUAUAGGUUGAACAGUAAGUAUGAUUUUACAUUUUACUUUGAUAUGUUUCUUUUAGCUAACAGUUAAACAUUACUUUAGCAGUGUUAAACAUUACUUUAGCAGUGUUAAACAUUACUUUAGCAGUGUUGAACAUGACUUUAGCAGUAUUGAACAUGACUUUUUUUCAUGUGUGGUCAGAGCGCUAGAAAAGACUGUUUAUGGUCGACUGUACAGACACUGUGUAUAUAUGUUAUUAUGUAGUGGUUUACAUUUAUUGCAUGCACCUUUCAGGCCAAAAUUCAACACGUUUUAAGGUAUUCUAUUGUUGGCUAUGGAUGCAAAAAAAGAACACGGCUGAUUAUUCAUCAUUUUUUUAGGAAAAGUAGAAAAUGAGACAAAAAUACUUUCAGAUGUUGACUUCUAAGUUCAUGUUCAUCUCCACCAAUAUGUAUUAAGACAGGAUCAAUACAGACCUUACAGGAAAAAUGUUAUAUAAACUUUUAUGAACUUGUAGUGUUCUGAGGACCUAAUCUUCCUUUUCAAACACUUUGCUAUUUCUGGCAAUCUUCUUCAAUUGACACAGGUGUGGCUGUGCUGGCUCCUAUGGGAAGUGUGUAGAUAAAAAAUAGGCAUCAAAAACAUCCCAAAAAUAUUCUGCUCCUUUUUCUCCCCGACAACCACUUGGUGGACGUGAGUAUUACACAAACACAGCAAGCAGUGUUUUACUUCAUUCGGCUGGCACGUUGAGUGUCUACACUGGAAGCGGCAGUAGUUCUGAAUGCCUACACCCAUCAAAAUGCCCAAACUCUCAGUGACAGAAAACACACUCUCAUUUGCCAUAAGACUGAACAGCAUUGCUUAGUCACUGCAUUAAAACAGAUCCAUCUGUCUCAAUGGGUGGUUUAGGGGGACUUAAGGCACAAAAACUAACAAUUUAACUGGAGGAAUAUUGCUGAACUUGACAGCUCCGUGGAGAAGAAAGCAUCUGCUUGUGACCAGACCAGAUGCAUAAGCCUUACUCUCUUUGAAGAGACACACUGUGGAAAUUACAAUGAUCUGACACUGAAAACGUAUUGAUCUGGGAGAAGUUCAGGAAUUCAUUUUGUUUUGUUGUUGUUUUUUCCAGUGUUUAUAAUGUGUCAGUACAACAUUACUCAUGUACUGUAUAGUGUAGCACAUUGUGAACGUCAACAUAAGUACUCAAACUGCUUUGAGUACUAAUGUGCUUCACAUCAUACGGUACAGAGGUCUUACAAUGCAACUUGAGGGAUAUUUAUAUAUCCAAAUCAUAGCCAAACGUUUCCAAACGAGUACCUUAGGUAAAGGCAGCCCGAGGAUGUUAAAGAGCAGUGCUUGAAUCGAAAUCAAUAAGUCAUUAUGCAUAUUGUAAGUAACAUGAUAUUAUGUACAUAGUAGAUCACAAAAGGAAACCAACACUUAACAAACCCUUACAUUUUUGAAUGGGGCACUUAUUGGUUUGUUGUCUUUCCUUCAUUUAACCCCUUUCAUUUAUAUCAUUACAUUAUGCUUGAACCUGUGGGAUAUUGUGGGGUAUUUUUCAAGGAAAUUGUAUUUCCCUAUUUAGAUGGCCCUUAACGAAACAGAGAUGGAGAAUGUCAUUUGUCAACAACGAGACACACUUUCGUUCUAUGUAGAAAUUCAUUUAUCGUGUUGUAGUAUUAUUUUCCAUGUUGUGGUCUACAUAGGCUUUAAAGACCAGUUAUAGUCUGUUCAUUGAAUGUUAUGGCUAAAAAGGUAGGUGGCAAAGUUACUUAUUAACCAGCCUCAAUUGAAAAUAUAUUUUCAGACAUUUUACUGUGAUGUUAGCUACUUCCUGAGGUACUGAACAGAUGUGCUACUCUAGAGUGAUCUUCAGAGUUUCUGUAUUAACUGUACUACCCAUAGUUAGUUGAAUGAAGUGGAAACUGAAGCGCUUUCAUUCACUAGUGGUCCUAUAUAUUGUACCUGUUGCGAAGCUAUCACUCAGUACCAGGGUGUGUCUUAAGCAUGUAUGUUGUUUUUUGCACUUCUUGAAAAGAAAGGAAUUGAUUUUUUGGGCCACUUGAUAGUUUACUUAAAGGUCCAAUGCAGCCUUUUUCUGAGUAACAAUUAAGUACCUUACUGUGAUAGUUUUUUCAAAAAUUAACAAAAAUAGCUUCUUAGCGAAGAGCAAUUUCUCAAGCAAGAAUUUUGCUAGGACCUUCUGGGAGUGGUCUGAAAACUAUCUGUGAAUGGCAGAGAGGUUUGGAACUCUCUUAUUUACAUUUUAGUAAUUUAGGAGACGCUCUUAUCCAGAGCAACUUACAGGAGCAAUUAGGGUUAAUUGCCUUGCUCAAGUGCACAUCGACAGAUUUUUCAUUUAGUCAGCUCAGGGAUUCGAAUCAGCAAGCUUUUGGUUGCUGGCACAACGCUCUUAACUGCUAGGCUACCUGAUGUCACCAGGCAGGCCAAAACUGAAAUUUCAGGUGGUAUUUUCAAACAGCUCUUACACUAAAAGGGCAUUAUCAUAAUUUUCUCAAUUUCACAGUAUUAUUCCAACCUCAUAGUCUGAAAAUGUAUUUUUUUAAAAACGUUUUAGACUGCACUGGGCCUUUAAUGUGUAGUGUUUACUUCUUUUAAAAUGUAAAGGAAUGGAAGGUUAUGGAAGAACAACUAAGUGCCAAACUUUGACACAAAUGUGAUAUAUCCUUUCAGAAACCCAUAGUAUCCAAGGAUCUCUAAAUUUAAAUGAACUGUUUUGCUGCACUGGAGUUUUUGGAAAUAAUAUGUGAACAAGAGAAACACGUUUUGUGUUCUUAGAGAAAAUAUAUUUAACACAAUUUUUAUAUAAUUUACUAUUAACACAUACAGCAUGAAAAUAUGACAAAAAUUUGACUUUUAUUUGCAUAUCUUUAACAUUUUCUCAUGGUCUAUUGCAUAUGAACAAAUAUCAAGGCACAAGGACUAAACCAUGAGUUAGCUUUAUCUAAAUGUCUCCUUCUUUCAGCACACUUUCAUAAAUUCAAGUUUCACCUAUGAAAAGAGAAUGAGUUAGCAUAAGGCAUCAUGUUUUCUUCGUUUGUAUGAAGGACUGAGUGCAGUCAGAAAGUAGAGAUGUUUUAAACUGAGGAAGUAGUUACUGAGGUAUCAAGCCAGAGUGGAAGAACUGUAUUUGGUUUAUAAAUACCCAACGACCCACCAGUCUUUCGAGCUUGAGAGGUCAUGUUAUUGAACGGGGAUGGCAUACAAAAUCUGAUUAUUUCUAUCAACUAUUUAAAUGUUACUUUACUAUAACCACAAAAAAACAUUAAAUUGUAUUUUUGUGAUUUCUUUAUUUUCUUGUGCUAGUUUACAGUAUCGUACAUACAGUUGUAUAAACUGUUGAAGGUUUUGGAAGUCUGCUGGUACUUGCAAAGAUAUCAUAAAAUAUACAGUAUUUGCAUAAAAUAUAUAGGUCAAUCACAAAGAUUAAUAUAUUUCUGACAUUGAAGUAAUGUGGUAUUACUCAGCUUAAUUUGGCCCCAUGCCUUGCCUCCAUCUAUUCGACCAUCACAUUUAUGUUAGAUGAAGACUGAGCAUUCAACGAUCAAGGAAGACAGAGUUAUUUUAUUUUGGGCAAACUAUAAAUAAGACCCAUGUGAAGAUCACAUGUAAAUAAUUUAUAUUGUUAUAUAUUUUGUCAGACUGGGAAAAACAAUUAUAUAUACCACACCAUCAUUGCUGUAUUGGGUACCUGGGUUCCAAAUACAAAAUAAAUAUAUUAUAAAUUCCGUUGAUAUGUUAGUUGUUUGCCAUCUCUGUAUAUUUCUUGAGGACAUUGAUGAAUUAUUCUUGGGGUCUGCAUAAUACACUAAAUGUACUGAAAAUAUCCUUUUCAUAAGGGAAUUGCACACAGCUGUGGAAUUUUAUAAUAAAAUGAUUGCAUUUAU
Salmo salar (Atlantic salmon) is the source of this 6163-nucleotide messenger RNA. The record is from RefSeq and is a predicted model, not a curated record. Lineage: Eukaryota; Metazoa; Chordata; Actinopteri; Salmoniformes; Salmonidae.